This is a messenger RNA of Paramecium octaurelia, 426 nucleotides long. Lineage: Eukaryota; Ciliophora; Oligohymenophorea; Peniculida; Parameciidae. The record is from the annotation of a GenBank genome assembly.
AUGUCUAUUGAAUAUGUGCUUUUAGUGAAACAAUAAUAAGUUUGCCUCUUCAAGAUUCCACCGGUCAGUAGUAGCAAGGGAUACUAUUUAGAUGACUGGAAGGAGAUGUUUUGGGAAGGUAAAAUAAAGCUUAUAAUUAACAGGGGGGAUCAAAUUAACUGAAAAAGGUGGGUUGUUGACUUUAUAUUUCAUCGACAAAAAUACUUCAGCGGUCCAGACCUUCGUAAAUCUACCAGAUAAUCCAUAUCAGGCAAUUGAGAAAACAGUUGAUAGUUAGAGGCAAUAUAUUAAUAUUGAUUAUUAGAGGAUAUGCAAUAAGGUUAGUAACUCCAACUGGAGGUCACUAAUGGGUUGGAUGUGUAUUUAGAGAUAGAAAUGAUGCUUUUGAUUUCAACGAAAAGAUAUUGAAAUUUAUUUCAGAUAGAG